Molecule: messenger RNA, 2163 nt
Organism: Plasmopara halstedii
Lineage: Eukaryota; Oomycota; Peronosporomycetes; Peronosporales; Peronosporaceae
Product: copine-like protein
Exons: 3
Coding region: 1-2163 (720 amino acids)
Biological process (GO): cellular response to calcium ion
Cellular component (GO): plasma membrane
Molecular function (GO): calcium-dependent phospholipid binding
Source: RefSeq, a predicted model, not a curated record
AUGUAUUCGCACUUCCCUCCAAAACCUCAAGGACACUCGCCGUCUGCUCCCCCCAUCGACUACCGAAAUCAUGGGUACCAAGUAGCCCAUCAGACCCCUCCCGAAGAUCGGCGCGGCUCCUUUCAAAGUCACACCCAAUCGCAACCAUUUGCGUCCCUGUACCCGGACAUCGGACAGCACCACGCACCGUCGGCUCCUAAUAGAGACUCAUUUGUUCAGCAGCCGUAUGCUUCUAACAAUAGCCAUCAUACUUCGAAUUUUGGUGCGAGUUUUUACUCUCAACAACCGCCCAUUCAGAAUUCUAGGCUUUCUAUGGAGUCAUCACAACAUCCACCAGCUCCUUUUUUAAGAGAUAUGUCGUUGCAUGGUGGGUCUGGACCUCUUCAACUUGAAAAUCUUUCUUCGAUGAGAAACAAUGUGGCGGCAAUGCCGAACGGUUUGGCUCCGACACCUUCCAGUGUCGUAGAGCUUCGAUUUCGGUGCCGAGGAUUGAAAAGGUCCGAUUUUUUGAGCCAGUCAGAUCCAUUUAUUGUGGUAUACAUGCAGGAAGCUCAGCACAGAGGAUGGAGCGAAAUUGGCCGUACAGAAACAAUCUACAACACGGCCGAUCCGAGAUUUGUCAAGUCUUUUCAGGUUGAUUAUUUCUUUGAAGAAGUUCAACGAUUGCGAAUUGAAGUGUUUGAUCGAGAUAGUUCGUCGGAAAGAUUAUCUGACCACGAUUUUCUCGGGUGUGUAGAGAUAACAAUGGGUCAGUUGAUGUCUUCUACGGGGCAAUCCGUUGUGCUAAAAUUGUUGCAGCGCGAAAAGAGUAGAGAACAUAUACACAAGUUAUCUGGCCACGUAGUUAUCGAAGCGGAAGAGGUUGCAACAUGCUCUGAAUCAAUUAGUGUCCGAUUUACUGCCUCUAAGCUAGACAACAAAGAUGGUUGGUUUGGCGCAUCAGACCCUUUUUUGAAUAUCUAUCGUCUACGGGAUGAGAGAUCUGACCCAUUUGCAGCAUCGUCGUGGAUUUUGGUGUGGCGUAGCGAAGUUAUUAUGGACAAUUGUAACCCAAAAUGGCGUCUUGCGACCAUAAGUGUACAAACUUUGUGUAAUGGCGAUUUGUCUAGGAUGCUAAAGAUUGAAUGCAUGGACUGGGAAAAGAGUGGGAAGCACCAGUUUAUCGGUAGCUGUACGAUCAAAGCACUAGAAUUGGUAACUGGAGAAAUUCGAAGCACAAAUUUGAUAAAUCCGGAAAGGCAAGCAAGAAAGGGCAGAAGGUACAAGAAUUCAGGCGUACUGAUCAUUGAGCAGAUUGAAUUAAUCAAGCAGCACACGUUUGUUGAAUAUUUACGUGGUGGCUGUGAGGUCAGCUUGAUUGUUGGCAUUGAUUACACGGCGUCAAACGGAACUCCGUCUGAUCCAUCGAGCCUACACUUUAUAGGCGGAAAUCAUCAAGGCCAGAUGAAUGACUACCAAGCUGCAAUUACUGCAACUGGUGCCAUUUUAGAGCCUUAUGAUUCGGACAAGCGAUUUCCGGUGUAUGGCUUUGGAGGUUUGGUUAACGGAGCUGUGAAUCACUGUUUUCCAUUAACAUUCGAUCCGUAUCAGCCAGAAGUGGAGGGGAUCGGAGGUGUUUUGAAAGCGUAUACCGAUUCCUUUCAAUUUGUGCAGCUUCAUGGUCCGACAAAUUUUGCUCCACUCGUACAUCAGGCUUCCGCUAUAGCAAGAUCUUUCUCUACACAAGCAGAACAUGGUGGUCGAGGAAGUUUGAAAUAUUUUGUGCUUCUUAUCGUUACGGAUGGUAUCAUCAUGGACUUUCAGGAAACAAUCGAUGAAUUAGUGCAGGCGUCGACGCUUCCACUUUCCGUAGUGAUUGUUGGAGUAGGAAAUGCUGAUUUUAGUGCGAUGAGCGCCCUCGAUGCUGACGGAAAGGUGCUUAUCGAUUCCAGGCAUGUCAAAGCUGCACGAGAUAUCGUGCAGUUUGUCCCUUUUAACCAGUUUCGUCGCAACCCGGCGCGUCUUGCAAAGGAAACUCUGGCCGAAAUCCCCACUCAACUGCUGCAAUUUUUUAAAAUGAAGAAUAUUUCGCCGCGCACGCCGUUGCAGCGCCAAGGAACCAGCUACUUAGUUAAUAGUUCAAUGAGCACAGGAAUGGCUGGUGCACUGGAUGUCGAGGUCUAA